AUAUCCACUAAAAGAGAGCUCAUGUUUCUUUAUAGAUAAUCUUUUUUUAAAUUUUACACUCAAAAGACUGAAGAAAAAAUGAUAUUUCUAAUUUCAGUAAUCUAUAAGUUGCUCAAAUAGUUCCUGAGACUUACUAUGCUCUUUUCGUUUAUUUCUUCACGACAUUAAUGUUUUUAAAGGUGAGAGAGAGUUUAACAACUUCUUUAAAAUAAAAAACAUAUAUAUUUGAAAUUAAUUUGUAAUAUUUGCUUGAAUUUCCCAACCAAAUUAUUAUUUGCAUUUUGUUUUAUAAUUACACCCUCCUCUCCAAAUUUGGCGUCAGAACCAGGUUCUUCAAUUUAUCAAGUUACCAACUAACAGGCAAGAUUGAUACCGGACUGUUAGAAUCAGGAAAUCGAGAUGGCAGGCUCGACUGGCGGAGGUAGCUCUUCUAAUCCAUCACCAGCUCCUCCGCCUCCAAAGAUCCUGCUAGCGAAACCCUCCUCCGGUCCCCUUCCUGGUAAAUUCGCUCGUGGCGCUGGAGAAGAUGAAAAUGUGCCGCAUCGCUCGCGUCUUCCUCCAGUUGGUUCUCUCAAUCUCCUUUCCGAUUCUUGGGAUUUCCACAUCGAUCGCUUUCUUCCUUUUCUGACCGAGAAUACUGAUUUCACCGUUGUUGGGAUAAUUGGUCCGCCUGGAGUGGGCAAGUCGACCAUUAUGAACGAGAUUUAUGGCUUUGAUGGUACUUCUCCUGGGAUGUUACCACCCUUUGCAAUCCAGUCAGAAGAGAUCAGAGUGUCGGCAAGGCAUUGUACGGUUGGCAUUGAACCAAGGAUUUCUGCUGAAAGGUUUAUCCUUCUUGAUACCCAGCCAGUUUUUAGUCCUUCUGUUUUAGCUGAGAUUAUGAGACCUGAUGGAUCAUCCAUGAUUCCAGUUUUGAGUGGUGAAUCUUUGUCUGCAGAGUUGGCUCAUGAACUUAUGGGUAUCCAGCUUGGCGUUCUACUAUCAUCUAUUUGUCACAUUCUGCUGGUGGUAUCUGAAGGAGUUCAUGAUAAUAACAUGUGGCGUUUGUUGUUGACGGUAGACUUACUGAAACAUAGCAUACCUGAUCCAUCUUCACCAAUGCUGUCUCAUCCCCAAAGCUCUAGUUUGGGGCCUGAAAAAGAAAGUAGAGAUAAAUUACAUGUGGGUGCAGAAUACAUGGCCACUCCUAUUUUUGUGCAUACAAAGCUUCAUGAUCAACAUCUCAUUCCACAUAAUGUUGUGCAUUUGAGAAAAGCACUUGCACAUUAUUUUAGCUCCUCUUCAUUUAUGAGAGAGAAACACAGAAACAUUGCAAAAUGCAUUACCGAUGAUAAUGUUGACCCAACCCUGUUGAGUUCAUUUAUUCCUUUGAAGAACAGAGAUGACUCUCCGAAAGCUCAAUAUGAAAGUUAUAUUUCUACUCUAUGGAAAUUACGUGAUCAGGUUUUGUCCAUGGCGUGCCCUUCUUUUUCAAGGACUCUUUCUGAACGGGAGUGGCUCAAAAAUUCUGCCAAGAUAUGGGAAUUGUGAAGAGUUCUCCAAUCAUUCAGAGUAUAGUAAAAUGCUCCAAACUUCUGGCAUAUUAGGCGGUAGCCGGCUUGUGCCAUAGGAUAUACUGUUGGUUCUGAUAGUGUUGCUGCCUAGCUUGCUUGCUCCUUGGGUCUAAAGAUGUAAUGCAGGAGCAUUAUUAGCAUUUAAUUUUAUUUUUUUUAGUAGUUAAACCUGAUUAGGAAAUUAUUUUUGGAUUAUUUAUUUUUGAAGGAAAAUUAUUCCAUAUUGGGAGACAUUAUUUCUAUUUGACACUAUUCCUGCACCU
Carica papaya (papaya) is the source of this 1816-nucleotide messenger RNA. RefSeq lists its product as uncharacterized. Gene Ontology annotation, biological process: nuclear-transcribed mRNA catabolic process, nonsense-mediated decay. Lineage: Eukaryota; Viridiplantae; Streptophyta; Magnoliopsida; Brassicales; Caricaceae. The record is from RefSeq and is a predicted model, not a curated record.